AUGACCCCAUUGUCAGCAAAUGGCGAAGUCUUUGUUCUCUCAUUUCUCUCUCGAGAGGGGACUGGACGCCGGUUUUUGAAAUUGAGACUCACUGAUGCUCAUCUAGAGUUUGCGUAAGUUCCAUUUAGGCUGCACAGCAGUCCCACCCCCGAGAGUUCGACAUUCCUACUACCCCGUCUCUUUCUUUGUACCGAAUUUUAGUUACGUUACUGGGCCCAAUUUCGCGAAGAUGAAGUACAUUGUUACACGGGGGAAAGUACCGCUCGGCGAACCGAUGGCUGUACAUUGUGUCCUGAGAGCCGACGAAAGUCUCCAAGUCACCACUGUGGAGACAGGACGAAGAGAGUUCGGGCAGGAUUAUCACGAAAAGAUGAUCAGUGACAACGACUACAGACAGCUGGCUGAGAGUCGGUAUGGCGGCUUAGUCGUGGGCUGUCCGUCCACACGUGGGUAUGUCGACUACAGUCCCGAGGCAGAUAAGCAUCUUCAUAAAUAUUCAUUACUCAGAAACUCCUACUGACACCCAUUCAGUAGAACUUAUUUAAAGUUUUUCGUGUUGGCUGCGUAGAACUGCAGAUAAGAGUAAUGAUGAGCGUCGCUAAUGCAACAGAUGUUAAGUUCAGUGUGCGCACCAUUUCUAGUUAAUUUCAUCACUGAAGCCUAGACCGCUCGUGGGCUGUCCGUCCACACGUGCGUAUGUCGACUACAGUCCUGAGGCACCUAAGCCUCUCCAUAAAUGUAUAAUACUCUGAAACUCCUACUGACACCUAUUCAGUAGGGCUUAUUUAAAGUUGUUCGUGUUGACUGUAUAGAACUGCGGAUAACUACAACAGAUGUUAAGUUCUGUGUGAGCACCAUUUUUAGUUAAUUUCAUCACUGAAGCCUAGACUGCUCAAAUCAAAAAACUAUUAUUGGUGCAAAGUAUGCUGCACAUGAAAGCGGAGCUCCCUGAUCUAUUAAGGUUGAAUUUGAGUCUUCAGUCUUUAUCAUGGGACUUUGAUCUAGAGCCAGAAGGACCAUGACCCAAAUAGUACGAUAUUCCAUUCAACUAGGGAGAUAAGAGACGUUUUUUGAUUACAGCUGGACCCAAAUUUAGUAUAUUGGAGUGUAAUUUCGGUUUAAAAGUGUAACCGGUUUCCAAACAACCGGAGCACGCAGUACAGUGCUUUUCCGAUUCAAAAUAACCCCGAAUUACGUAUUGCGCGUUGUAGAAACCUCCAGCCCGUGAUCGUAGUGUUACUUUCACUGUCUGCAUAAUUAGGAAAACAGUGUCGUUUUGAGUUUUGUAGUUGUUCCUAUGCAUUUCAUAGUCGCGUGUGGCAUUCUUUCACUGCCAGUCAUUCUAUAUCAACGCAGCUGUAUAACUGACUAUCGGCCAAAUGCUAUACACACAGGGUGUAGUCGAAGUGCAAAUCUAAAGCAAAGUGAGGCUCUUUUAUCUCCCCGGAAAGAUAUCUUUCAUUGGCUUCCUUCGAGGUCGUUAGU
Molecule: messenger RNA, 1485 nt
Organism: Spirometra erinaceieuropaei
Lineage: Eukaryota; Metazoa; Platyhelminthes; Cestoda; Diphyllobothriidea; Diphyllobothriidae
Source: the annotation of a GenBank genome assembly